Messenger RNA from Diuraphis noxia (Russian wheat aphid), 1392 nucleotides. Its product is annotated as HIG1 domain family member 2A, mitochondrial. Gene Ontology annotation, biological process: mitochondrial respirasome assembly. The record is from RefSeq and is a predicted model, not a curated record. Gene Ontology annotation, cellular component: mitochondrion. Lineage: Eukaryota; Metazoa; Arthropoda; Insecta; Hemiptera; Aphididae.
UAUGGUGCAACAACCUAAAAGUAUAAAUGUUAGACUUUCUGUUAAAAUUUGUAUAAAUGUUUAAAAGUUAUCCCAAAUUUUGAAUUUAGUUUAAACAAUACCUAUUUUUAUAAUUUACUCAAAGUAGUAUCAAUUCCUCGAUAGUUUAAAAAUGGCAGAUGCUGGUAAAGACAACAAUGCAGCUCUGGAAUGGUUGAAAUUGAAAACGGACAAAGGUCAAAAACCAGAUUAUCAAAUUAAAGCUGAAAGGGAAGACGUAGGCAACAAAUUUUUGAGGAAAUUUAAAGAAAACCCAUUAGUACCCAUUGGUGCAUUGGUCACUGUUGGUUUUUUGAGUGUAGGUCUAAAAAGCAUGUAUGAUGGUAACAGAAUUAGGUCUCAGAUGAUGAUGCGAGGGCGGAUAGCAGCACAAGGAUUUACUAUUGCAGCUUUAUUGGGCGGUUUGUUUUUUCAAGGCAUGAAAGCGUUGAAAGAAGCUGAAGAGGAUAUUCAUGAAACUGAUUUAAAAUAGUGAUUUGUACCAUAUAACUAAUUGUUAUACAGUCCUAUUAUUUGUUUUUUUUUUCUAGUACUUAAUCAUUUUACACAAAUUAUUUGUGAACACAGUAUUUAAACAUUGGCRUUUGCAUUUAUCUAAAUAUAUAAACAUUAUUAUAUGAUUAUUUUAUAAAGACUUACAUGGAAAAAAAUGUACAGUACCUACUAAAACUAAUUGAAAUAGGACCUUUGGGUGCCAAAAUCAAUUUCAUGGAAAUUUGAUUCCUCAUUUUUACACUUCUCUGCCAAGUAAGUACUAUGUAAGGGAAAAAACAAAUAAGAUUAUCAAAGAUUUGGAUUUGGAUUACUAUAAUUUGAUUUCACAUAAGAUGGAAAAUAUAUACCAACUGUAAAGUUAUCACUCGUGUUGAUGAGGCAAUUUUUGACCUAUUGAGAAAUUUUAAAAAGAGCCAUUACCGAAAAAUCUGUUAGGGUGAUUGUGACAGCAAAAAAGAGACUCAUUAUCCAAAUACAAAUGAGGGAGAGCCCACCGAGAACUUACCGGUUUUCCGCCAGGUUAUCUAACCGUGAAUAAAUCUAAAGGUUUCCAGAUGUAUUUCAUGAAGAUUACCUACUGUUUGUUGUCAUCAUUCAAGAAUCUUUUUAUCAAUGUCAGAACACCGCUAUAAAGGUUGAUUUAUUGGUACAAAACACAAAUCACCAACUUGUUACUAGUAUUGAGUGUUAUACCUAUAUUUSUUCAACUUAUACUAUCUGAAAAUGUUAUACUUAUAUCCCAUUAUAUCUUACAUAAUAUCUUAGUAGAUUGUAUAAAACAUUAUAACCAUAAAUACCAAAAUUUAUAUAAUAUAUUUUGUUUACAUAAUGUAUUUAGUUGAAAUCUAUGAUAUCUAG